Dissoconium aciculare CBS 342.82 is the source of this 969-nucleotide messenger RNA. RefSeq lists its product as uncharacterized. The transcript has a single exon. Bases 106 to 771 code for a protein of 221 amino acids. Lineage: Eukaryota; Fungi; Ascomycota; Dothideomycetes; Mycosphaerellales; Dissoconiaceae. The record is from RefSeq and is a predicted model, not a curated record.
CCGCCUCAGCCUUGACGUACGGCAUCCAAGCCGGCGGCACUCUCGCCGGAAACGCCGUCGGCGCCGCCGGAACAGCGAUCGAAUCCACCGGUCGUGGGCUGGGAAAUGGUACGCAUCAUCUGUCUCUCCAUCCGUACGAGGAUGAGCUCACUGAUCACGAUUGGGUUUUCUCAUGAAAUAGGUGUUGCAGGCGCGAUUGGCGGUGUAGGUGAUUACAUCAACGGAUAUGGGAAUGCCAUCAAGGGGUCGAUGGCGCCUUCUGGUGUUGGUGGCGGUGGAGCGAGCGGAAAGGCGGUGCCGGUGACGAGUUCGAUGAAGAAACCGGCGGUAGGACAGAAAAUUGUUUCGAAGAAGAGCUCUCAUCCUGCGACAACGACGAUGGGUGGUAGCAAGACGAGUCUCCCUCUCCAAUCCACGACGAGGACGACGGCAACGACGAAUCCCACGACGCGACCUCCGCCAUCACGGCUGACACCGAAAACGACAACGACAAGACCCAUCGCGACAGCAAGCAUCAAACCUGCACCACCAACGACGCCGAAACGUUCCCUUCCCACGCAAGCCCACCCACCAACCAAGUCCCCUCCUUCUCCUUCUGCGCCAGUCCCAACAGAGCCCAAGACAGCGAGGGUGCCACCAGCCAAGCAUUCCCUGAACACUCGCACUUUGCAGGCCUCUCAGAAGACGCAGAGCGUACCCAAGAGAAAUGGUGGAGGGAAGGUCAAGAUUUCGGCGGAGAGUCGGCCGAGGGGAGACGGUGUGAAGACUUGAGACCUCCGUUGAUGAAUUUAACAGGGAUGGUGGGCUAUUGGGAGUGGAAUCCGAGGAAGGACUUAUGUGUUUGCGAAGGGAAUGGGGGCGAGGGAAGAAUUUUACGAUGGAAGAGAGAACUAUGAUGAUGAUGAUUGUCGUUGUCAUAAUGAAUGAUGAAAAUUGGAGGAACAUUUAUCUAUGUAUCCAUUGAACGAG